Messenger RNA from Peniophora sp. CBMAI 1063, 1797 nucleotides. NCBI's taxonomy places the organism in Eukaryota, Fungi, Basidiomycota, Agaricomycetes, Russulales, Peniophoraceae. The record is from the annotation of a GenBank genome assembly.
AUGGCGUUGCGAACUGCGCUAGCUGCUCUGCUAAUCUCGUUGUGCGGACUCGUGGAUGCGCGCAUCUUCUCAUCUCCGGAUCAAUUGCCCCGGAAUGAGUACGAUUUCAUUGUCGUUGGUGGCGGUACUGCUGGCGCAGUCAUGGCGAGCCGUCUUUCAGAGGACCCGGGUGUGUCCGUUUUGGUCAUUGAGGCCGGACCAAGUAACACCGCCGGACCCGAUGUCGAUUUGAUCGAGACGCCCUACUUCGCCACCAGUGUCAGUUCAUCGUUCGAUUGGAAUUAUACGACGGUGCCACUGGCCGCUCUCGACAACCGGACGAUCCCGUAUCCUCGUGGAUUCGUUCUCGGUGGGAGCAGCUCAAUCAACUACAUGUUUUAUACUCGCGGCUCGUCCGAUGAGUUCGACUUCAUCGCCAAUUUUACAGGUGACUCGGGUUGGGGGUGGAAGAACAUGUUCCGCUAUAUGCUCAAAUCGGAGACCCUGUUACUAAAUACACCGGACGCAGCAUCUCAAGUCAAUGUUUCGUUACACGGCACAAGCGGACCGAUCUUCACCAGUCUCCCAAGCAACGCAAGCAACAUCGACUCGCGGGUUAUCUUGACGACGGAAGACAAUCCUGAAUUCCCCUUCAACCAGGACAUGAACUCCGGUAACCCAUUGGGCAUUGGCUGGCUACAGUCGACAAUAGGAUUCGGAGAGCGCAGUAGCUCCGCUACAGGGUAUCUGAGUGAGGCUAUCGUCAGCAGGAAUAACCUAGACGUUCUUGUCGGUACUCGCGUCACUAAACUGCUUCAAACGGGCAUGCGAGCCGGAACACCCAUCAUGCUCGGACUGGAGGUGGCGAUCGAUGCUCACAGUCUGCACAUACCGCUGCACGCCUCUAAGGAGAUCAUUCUCUCUGCAGGCUCUAUUGGAACGCCUCAGCUCCUUAUGCUCUCCGGCGUUGGCAGUGCGGAUGAGCUUCGCGCGCACGAUAUCACGCCAAUUCUAGACGUGCCUGAGCUCGGAAAGAACCUACAGGAUCAUCCGUGGGUACCGCUGCAGUGGACGGUGAACGACACGUCAUUGGACGAGCUGCAGAGGCAACCAUCGAUGUUGGACGCCGCAUUCGCGCAAUACAACACUUCCAAGACCGGCAUCAUCGCGAACAACCCCGGCGGCAAUCACGUCGCUUGGCUCCGUCUGCCGGAUAACUCGUCUAUUCUGCAAGAACUAGGGGACCCAACAACAGGCCCAUUAUCCCCGCACUACGAAUUCGCGAUCGUGGACUCCUAUCUUUCCUUCUCGGCACCACUGCCAGAUACCGGGCACUUCAUGUCUAUGGGUGCCGUGCUUGUAUCUCCUACUUCGCGUGGUAGCAUAUCUCUCGCGAGUGCUUCUGCGUUCGAUGCACCCCUCAUCGACCCAGGCUUCCUUAAGACCGAAUCGGAUCUGCGCAUUCUGACGGAAGCCGUGCUGGCUGCACAUCGCUUCACGUCUUCACCCGCAUGGGAUGACUACAUCAUCGAGUCUUUUGGAGACUCUGCCAACACGACUUCUGAUGCAGCCAUCGCUGCGUACAUACGGCAACAGGCAGAGACGUUCCGUCACCCUAUCGGGACCGCUCGUAUGGCUGGCUUGAACGAUACUGGCGGGGUUGUCAGCUCAGAUCUCCUCGUUAAGGGUGUUCACGGUCUACGUAUCGUCGACGCCUCAAUCUUCCCCAAGAUCUUCGGUUCUCAUAUGCAAGCCCCCUUGUAUGGAGUGGCGGAAAGGGCUGCAGAACUUGUGAAGGUUGCCCAUGCACUGGUAUGA